Messenger RNA from Helianthus annuus (common sunflower), 1305 nucleotides. RefSeq names its product WAT1-related protein At5g40230. The record is from RefSeq and is a predicted model, not a curated record. NCBI's taxonomy places the organism in Eukaryota, Viridiplantae, Streptophyta, Magnoliopsida, Asterales, Asteraceae. Bases 149 to 1174 code for a protein of 341 amino acids. Gene Ontology annotation, cellular component: plasma membrane. The transcript has 7 exons. Gene Ontology annotation, molecular function: transmembrane transporter activity.
CAAAUCUCGUAAACACCAGUUAAAUAGUAUUAAAUACUAAACUAAACAAACCCCAACUAGAGCCUAGAACUGAAGUGGUAGGUAGGUAUCGUUUCCAUUCCAGUGGUCACCGUUGACUUAUUCAAUAUUCCACCUGUGGCCGGAAAAGAUGAAGGAAUACGCCGGCAUGGUGGCAACACAGGUUGCACAAGUGUUACUGAUGAUAGUCAGCAAGGAAGCCAUUGCAGAUGGGAUGACCAGCUACUCCUUCAUCUUUUACUCCAACGCCAUUGCUUCACUUAUUCUUCUUCCUUUUUCUCAUCUAUUCCACAGAUCGUCAAACAGUCCUCCACUUAGCUUUAACAUCGUUGUUGGAUUUUUGAUUGUUGGCCUUCUUGGUUUCUUUGCUCAGAUGUGUGGUUAUACCGGUGUCUCAUACUCCUCUGCUACACUUGGAACGACACUGCUGAAUCUCAUCCCAGGUUUUACAUUCAUACUCGCCGCCUUAUUCAGGAUGGAAGUAAUCAACAUUAAACACUUAACGACACAGGCGAAAUUCAUCGGUACUGUAGUGUCAAUUGCAGGGGCUAUCAUCAUGACUCUUUACCAAGGCCCCCCAAUCAUAUCUUCACAGUUAAAAUCAAACAUCUCAAACAAUCUUCUCGGGCCAUCAUCAAACUGGGUGCUCGGAGGAAUCCUGUUAAUAAUCGAUGCCAUUUUUGCUUCUAUGUAUAUGAUAUCACAGGCGAUUGUCCUUAAGAAAUACCCUGCUGUAAUCACUCUAAUGUUCUCGUACUGUCUUAUCUGCACUGUUUUAUCCGGUGCAGUUUCUUUAAUUGUCGAAACUGACCUAAGUAGCUUCAGUUUACAGCCUUAUUCGAGACUGUUUUCCGUCCUUUUCUCGGGGAUAUUCGGGUAUGCUUUUCUCGUUACAGUUCAAUCAUGGUGUGUGCGAAAGAGGGGCCCGCUUUUUGUAGCUAUGUUUCAUCCGGUUGGAAUUGUGAUCGCUAAUUUGAUCGGUGUCAUCUUUUUAGGCGACGGUUUCUAUCUUGGAAGUUUGUUGGGAUCAAUUAUUGUUGUCAUCGGAUUUUAUACCGUGAUGUGGGGAAAAGCCCAAGAACAAAAGAUAUUGGACCCGAGUGUGAGCUCAAAGUUGGACGAUGAAACCGCCCCUCUCUUGCAAGAUGCACCAUAGACCGAAGGUCAACUCGUGCAUGACGGGUCAAUGUCAAAUGUAAUUUCAAAUCCAAGAUUCUAUACUUUCUGUAUUUUUAGAAACUGGGACUAAAUUUUAGAUUAUUAAUUGAUUAAUAUUGUUCAUAAACA